Messenger RNA from Rotaria sp. Silwood2, 534 nucleotides. The record is from the annotation of a GenBank genome assembly. Lineage: Eukaryota; Metazoa; Rotifera; Eurotatoria; Philodinida; Philodinidae.
AUGAUUCGUGCACUACUUACUGAUAUAAAUCAAAUUAAAAUUGAUUCAUCAUCAUAUUCAAAUCAAAUUCUUAAUAUGAUUAUACAAUUAUGUAUAGAUGCUGCAAAAAAUGAACGAUAUCGUUAUAAUGGUUCUCAUAUAUCGGAACCAUUAACCGUACUUGUAAAAUUAUUUUAUAAUGAUGAAUUAUUACAUAAUACUUUUUGUAAUAAUGAAACAAAAUCAUCAUCAUCAUCAUCAAAUAUUCAAUCUUUGAUAGAACUUUUCGUAUUAUUACUGAUCAAGUUUUAUCGAAAGAUAAAUCUUGAUAAUGAUAUAUUAGAAAAUUAUACUUGUGUUGUUAUAUUAAAUCUAUUUUGGCUUAUUUCAAAUCAUGAAAAAUAUCAUCAGAUUAUUCGAAAUCAUGAACAACUGAUGGAUAUUAUAAAACACGCUAUACAUGAUGAAGAAAAUUUUACAGACACAUUUAUGCCACGAACAAUGAAAAGUAUAAAACAAUCAGCAAAUGAUAUUCUAAAAAAUCUUAAUAGUUAA